Messenger RNA from Galendromus occidentalis (western predatory mite), 2172 nucleotides. RefSeq names its product sodium-dependent neutral amino acid transporter B(0)AT3. Gene Ontology annotation, cellular component: plasma membrane. The coding region runs from base 106 to 2172 and encodes 688 amino acids. The record is from RefSeq and is a predicted model, not a curated record. Lineage: Eukaryota; Metazoa; Arthropoda; Arachnida; Mesostigmata; Phytoseiidae. The transcript has 16 exons. Gene Ontology annotation, biological process: nitrogen compound transport; sodium ion transmembrane transport; amino acid transport.
AGCGCGCUUCCGGAAGUCUGUGGACGAUGACAAUCCGUCAUUCUUGCGAGUGCGAGUGAGGCUCUUCUUGCGACUGAAAAUCGACAGUCUUCGCUGCUCGGCAAAAUGCAGAAUAUUCUCCGGAAGCAGAAUACUGUCGCGGAAAUACCCGUAGGACCGAAGGUCGAGCUGCGCGAAAUGCAAGGACCUCUACUGGCCGAGGCAAACGAUCAAUCGAACCACAUACCGAGCUAUGGAGCAACGAAUCGGGCCUUUGAGGCGGAUGUCGUACCGACGACCCCUGUCGAAACCGAUGAAAUCGCAACCCCGGAGGUCACGAAGGAUGGCCGACGUGUAUUCAAGCCGAGCUGUCCCGAAGGGGUGGAAGACAACAGAGAAUCUUGGGACUCGGAACUCCAGUUCAUACUCGCGACCAUCGGAUACGCCGUCGGGCUGGGGAACGUUUGGCGAUUCCCUUAUCUCGCUCAAAAGAACGGCGGAGGAGCCUUCCUCAUCCCUUACUUCAUCAUGCUGGCAAUCGAGGGUCUUCCAAUCUUUUAUAUGGAGCUUGCCGUGGGUCAGAGACUCCGGAAAGGAGCGAUCGGAGCUUGGAACCUCGUCUCGCCAUACUGUGGCGGCAUCGGUUUGGCUUCUGCUGUCGUGUCUUUCAACGUUGCUCUCUAUUAUAACACGAUCAUCGCGUGGUGCCUGUAUUACUUCAUGCAGAGUUUUGGCUCCCCCUUGCCGUGGGCGGAGUGCCCACACACUGUAUCCUCGAACGGAACAGCGGUCAUCGUUCCUGAAUGUCAGAAAAGCAGUCCGACUCAAUAUUUUUGGUACCGAGUCACGCUAGACGUAUCCUCUGACAUCGAGAGCCCGGAACCUUUCAAUACGAAGAUUGCCUUCUGUCUCGUAUUGGCAUGGAUUCUCUGUUACGUGUGCAUGAUAAAGGGCAUCGCCUCCUCUGGGAAGGUGGUUUAUGUCACCGCGACGUUCCCAUACUUCGUACUCAUCAUAUUCUUUUUCCGGGGCAUCACUCUGGAAGGAAUGAGUGACGGUUUGAUACAUCUCUUCAAACCCGACUGGUCGAAGCUGAGAGAUCCGAUGGUUUGGUUGGAAGCUGGAACGCAGAUUUUCUUCUCCUUGGGACUGGCGUUCGGCGGUUUGAUUGCGUUCUCGUCGUAUAAUCCAGUUCACAAUAAUUGUUUCCGGGACGCUGUUCUCGUAUCAUGUUGCAAUUGCGCAACCUCGAUGUUCGCCGGAAUCGUCGUAUUCUCCAUUUUGGGCUUCAAGGCUCAUAUGACGAACAAACGGUGUCUUGCCGAACGGGCGAUUUUGUUCCCGAACAUGACGCAUGCUCCGCCGGGAGCCGUGAACUGGAUGGAAUGCAGUUUAGAAGAAGAGCUCCAACAGAGUGCCUCCGGACCUGGCCUCGCCUUCAUCGCCUUCACGGAGGCAAUCAAUCAGUUCCCAGAGGCUCCGCUGUGGUCGGUUCUGUUCUUCAUGAUGCUCUUCACUCUGGGCAUCGACAGCCAGUUCGGGACUCUGGAGGGUGUUGUCACCUCAGUGGUUGACCUCAAACUUUUUCCCAAUCUCAGGAAAGAGCUCCUCACAGGGAGCAUCUGUGCCUUGUCUUGUGUCUUGUCCAUGAUGUUCGCACAUGGAGCCGGGAACUACGUGUUUACGUUGUUCGACAACUUCGCGGGAAGUUUCCCGCUGCUCAUCAUCGCUCUGGGUGAAGUGAUAUCUAUUUCCUGGAUAUACGGCCUCAAAAGGUUCAACGACGACAUCGAGCUCAUGACAGGCGUGCGUCCUGGCUUCUACUUCAAUAUCUGCUGGAAGUACCUGGCCCCUGCUACAAUGCUGACGAUUCUCGGAGCGUCCUUCUACCAAAUCUUCACGGGAGGCAUCGUAUACGAGGCGUGGGAUCGGGAAAAAGCUAUACCUGUUCCCCAAAGCUGGCCAUCGUGGUGCGUGCUCCUGAUAAUAUUCCUCAUUGGCGUCUCUACUCUUUGGAUCCCCGGCGUCGCGAUCCUCCGAUAUUUCGGAGUGAAUCUGCUCCCCCCAGAAGAACCCGCCUGGUUCCCAGCCGAUGAUCUGCGAGAGUUCUACGGCAUAACGGAACAUGAGGUGACUCCGCUUGAGAGGUGGCUGUUCCGUGUGGAUGACAACGAGGAACCGGCGGAGUAUUGA